UAUCGAUACCCAUUUCUCGAUUUUUUCACUGUAACACGUGUGCGGUGGUCAAAACGGUAAAAGGCAAAAAGCAGCAGCAUUUUUGCAGCUGCUGUUGGUGUGUGUGUGUUCGGUGUGUUCCUGUUCCGUUGUAAAGCAGCAGCCCGUCGUCUAGCAGCAGCAGCCCCCCAGAAGCCCGGACCAGCAUUAACAGCCCAACAAAUGCAAAUUGGCUUUGAUUCUUGUGCGUGACACGUUUAGUUUUUAUUUUUCUAUCAAUAAAUUUAAAGGCAUACCAACUACACAUACACAAACAUAUUUGAAUUUGGGAACUUAAUAGUAUUGUAAACAUAACCUUAAAAAAAAAGAAAAAAGAAAAGAGAAGCAAAAUGCCAUCGGACGCUAAGAAACGGGAUGCGCAACGCAAGAAGGAUGCGCGGAACAAGAAGAUCCAACAAAUACCAUCCACAAAAAAAGCAAAUGGCACCGCUAACGGCUUGGAUCGUGAAAUGACGGAGGAAGAGAAAUUGUGCGCAAAGCUCGAGGAGGAGGCUAGAAUCAGUGCCGAGGCAAGAUCCUGCACUGGUUCUCUGGCCGUGCAUCCAAGAUCGCGUGAUGUAAAGAUCGCCAACUUUUCGAUAACGUUCUUUGGCUCCGAACUCCUGCAGGACACGAUGCUGGAGCUGAAUUGUGGUCGUCGCUAUGGUCUAAUCGGUUUGAACGGCUGCGGCAAAUCAUCGCUGCUCGCUGUCCUUGGCGGACGUGAGGUGCCCAUACCGCCUCAUAUUGAUAUAUUCCAUCUGACCCGUGAGAUACCAGCCAGUACGAAGAGUGCACUGCAGUGCGUCAUGGAGGUGGACGAGGAGCGUAUCAAGCUAGAAAAACUUGCUGAGGAGCUCGCCAUGAGCGAUGAGGAUGAUGCCCAAGAGCAGCUAAUCGAUAUCUACGAACGUCUCGAUGAUAUGUCUGCAGAUCAGGCCGAGGCCAAGGCGGCACGCAUCCUCCAUGGUCUUGGAUUCGAUAAGGCCAUGCAACAUAAGCAAGCGAAGGAUUUCUCCGGUGGUUGGCGUAUGCGAAUUGCAUUGGCUCGCGCUCUAUUUGUUAAGCCGCAUCUGCUGCUGCUGGACGAGCCGACAAAUCAUUUGGAUUUGGAUGCGUGCGUGUGGUUGGAGGAGGAGCUGAAGACAUAUAAGCGCAUCCUGGUGCUCAUUUCACACUCGCAGGACUUUCUCAAUGGCGUUUGCACGAACAUCAUUCAUUUGACCAGCAAACGUCUGAAAUAUUAUACGGGCAACUAUGAGGCUUUUGUGCGGACACGAAUGGAACUGCUGGAGAAUCAGAUGAAGCAAUAUAAUUGGGAACAGGAUCAGAUAGCGAACAUGAAGAACUAUAUAGCACGCUUUGGUCACGGUUCGGCCAAAUUGGCCAGACAAGCGCAGUCCAAGGAGAAGACAUUGGCCAAAAUGGUUGCCCAAGGUUUAACCGAAAAGGUAACCGAUGACAAGGUGCUCAAUUUCUAUUUCCCAUCAUGUGGCAAGGUGCCGCCACCUGUGAUCAUGGUGCAGAAUGUUAACUUCCGGUACAACGACGAAACGCCUUGGAUCUAUAAGAACCUUGAAUUUGGCAUCGACCUGGAUACACGUCUCGCUUUGGUCGGCCCUAACGGGGCUGGCAAGUCGACGCUGCUAAAACUGCUUUACGGCGAUCUGGUCCCCACAUCUGGCAUGAUACGUAAAAAUUCACAUUUACGCAUUGCACGCUAUCAUCAGCAUCUGCACGAGCUGCUAGAUCUGGAUGCCAGUCCCUUGGAGUAUAUGAUGCGCGCCUUUCCCGAUGUCAAAGAGAAGGAGGAGAUGCGGAAGAUAAUUGGACGGUAUGGCUUAACUGGCCGCCAGCAAGUGUGCCCUAUACGUCAGCUGUCGGACGGACAACGUUGUCGCGUUGUUUUCGCCUGGCUGGCCUGGCAGGUGCCCCAUUUGCUGCUACUUGACGAACCUACAAAUCAUUUGGAUAUGGAAACAAUCGAUGCUCUGGCAGAUGCUAUUAAUGAUUUUGAUGGUGGCAUGGUGUUAGUUAGUCACGAUUUCCGUCUGAUUAAUCAGGUCGCUGAGGAGAUUUGGGUUUGUGAGAAGGAGACGGUGACCAAAUGGAAGGGCGGCAUUUUGGACUACAAGGAUCACUUGAAGAACAAGAUUACCUCCGAGCAUGAGAAGAAGGCCAAGGCGGCUAAUAAAUAGUUAGCUACACACACAGCCCACAACACACACACAUACACAGUCACUCACACUCAAAAAUACGGUUAAAAACUCUUCUAAAAAAAGUUUCUCGCUCUCGCAGCUGCUGCGCCUCUCGCUCUGUCUUUCAUAAAUUGUGUGCGAAAUUAGUUUUUGACUUUACACAGGACCUUAACUACACACACGGCACACACAUAAUACACAAUACAACACAAAUUUAUAGGUGAAUUUUUUUCCGUUUUUUUUUUCUGUUUCAAUUUAAAUUUAAAUAAAAUGUGAGUCAAAAAGAAAGAAAA
Drosophila hydei is the source of this 2509-nucleotide messenger RNA. RefSeq names its product ATP-binding cassette sub-family F member 2. NCBI's taxonomy places the organism in Eukaryota, Metazoa, Arthropoda, Insecta, Diptera, Drosophilidae. Gene Ontology annotation, molecular function: ATP hydrolysis activity; ATP binding. The record is from RefSeq and is a predicted model, not a curated record. The coding region runs from base 369 to 2216 and encodes 615 amino acids. The transcript is spliced from 5 exons.